Panicum virgatum (switchgrass) is the source of this 1619-nucleotide messenger RNA. RefSeq names its product F-box protein At5g03970-like. Gene Ontology annotation, molecular function: protein binding. The transcript is spliced from 3 exons. Lineage: Eukaryota; Viridiplantae; Streptophyta; Magnoliopsida; Poales; Poaceae. The record is from RefSeq and is a predicted model, not a curated record. Bases 136 to 1278 code for a protein of 380 amino acids.
AGUAGGUAAAAAAAUUACGGCUAUUCCAAUUUUAGAAACGCUAUCCUCUUUUUUACACACAAAAAAGAAAGAAUUGAUCCCUCCAAUCAGGCCCUGCCCCAGACGCACAGAGGCGCGCCCGCACGGGCAGCGGGCAUGUCCGCUCCCCACUGCUCGCCGCCGCCGGCGGAUCUCCCGCCGGACGACGUCUUUCGGGAGAUCUUCCUCCGCCUCCCGCCGGACCCUAGCUUCCUCUUCUCUGCCUCGCUCGUCUGCAGGCGCUGGCGCCGUCUCAUUCGCAGCCCCGCUUUCCUCCACCGCUUUCGCGCAUUCCAUCGAACACCUCCCGUGCUUGGCUUCUUCCAGAACCUUUGGACGCUCCCCACAGGCAGGCGCAUCCGCUUCGUCCCCACUACCGGCCCCGCCACGCGUAUCUCCCUGCCGCCAGGCUUCCCGGACUGGGUCCUGGACUGCUGCCACGGUCGCGUCCUCCUCUACAGCUAUUCGGACCGGGAGCUCCUUGUCUGGGACCCCAUGACUGGCGACAAGCACUACGUGGGAGCGCCUCCGGACCUGGUCGGCGAGGACGUCGCCGCCGCUCUAGUCUGCGCAGCCGACCACGUUGACCACACCGACUGCCACUCGAGUCCGUUCCAAAUCAUCUUCUUGGACUGCAGGGAGGACGAUCAAUACUGGGUAUGUGCUUGCGUCUACUCCUCCGAAACUGAAGUCUGGGGCAGUUGUGCUGCAAUUACAAUCCCAUCCCUUGUCAGCUCGGACUCGAGCGCCCUUGUGGGCAAUUCGGUGUACUGGAAGAUCAUUUUUGCCGAGGAAGACAGCAAUCACAUUCUUGAGUUUGAACUGCGCAGCCAAAGAUUGGGUUUGAUUGAGCUGCCAGAAGGCAUCAGGGAAAACUACAUGUCAGAUAUUCACAUUAUGCCGGCAGAGGAUGGCAGCAUUGGGUUUGCUGGUGUGAGCUAUUCUAGUAUCCAUUUCUGGUCAAGGAGGAUUGACUCUGAAGGUGUGGCGGGGUGGGCAUUGCUCAGGAUAAUUGAUAUGGAUAAGCUCACUCUGUCUAGUAUGCCAGCUGGAGAUAUGUUCUUGUGGUCAUCUGUAGUUGCAUUUGCUAGGGAUAGCGAUGACCUUUUCCUUCAGGCGGAAGGUGGCAUCUUCAUGAUCAAAAUCAGGUCAAUGCAGCUCCGGAAAGUGCGUGAAGCAAGUGGUUCAGCCAUUUAUCCCUAUGCAAGCUUCUACACUAGAGGUUGCGACAUUGUGGGCAUAGAUGACAUAGAUGACUAAAUCUUGCUUUAUUAGCUUGGGAGGAAGGAUGAUAUAUCACUCAGUUGCUUGCCGGUGUCCCUGACUCCUGAGGCCAUGAUCAGUAUUUUGUUAACUGUGCGUCAUUGCUCGCCAAUGAUCAUCUUCAUGCCGGUGGCCCUGACUCCUGAGGCCUGUAAUGUUUUCAUCUUUGCUGCUGAACAUGAUUCUGUUCUGCUUGUUGAACAUGAACCUCAGAAUCUGUAUUGCUCGGCACAGUGCCCUAUUCUACAAUCAUGGCGACCAGGGGGGCUGGGGUGGCAGUGUCUAUUUUGUUGCAAUGAGUUCUUAAUCCGGAAUAAAUCCCGAUCUUUUGUUGUACA